Messenger RNA from Coccinella septempunctata (seven-spotted ladybird), 606 nucleotides. RefSeq names its product NADH dehydrogenase [ubiquinone] 1 alpha subcomplex subunit 13 (gene ND-B16.6). The record is from RefSeq and is a predicted model, not a curated record. Bases 94 to 543 code for a protein of 149 amino acids. The transcript is spliced from 2 exons. NCBI's taxonomy places the organism in Eukaryota, Metazoa, Arthropoda, Insecta, Coleoptera, Coccinellidae.
UGACAGCUGAUCGGACACAUAACCUCGAAAUCGAGAUGUCAUUACAGAAUUAAUCAAAACAAUUUUCCAAAAAAUAGAGAACAAAUUACCAGUAUGGCUGCUGUAUCUGGAAAACAAGACAUGCCCCCAGUGGGAGGCUACAAAGCAAUUCCCUAUAAAAAAAUUCCUGCUAGGCAAUAUUUUUCAGGAACUACCUUAAUUGCUGGUUAUCUCGGUAUAACUGCAGGUGCAGCAUAUCUCUAUUACCUCAACCGAGUUCAAGUUCACAGAGAGGAUCUUGAACGUAGGUCAGGCAGACUUGCAAUACAUCCAUUGUUAUUGGCUGAAAGGGAUCGUAAUUACCUUAAACAACUUCGUCGCAAUAGAGAUGCUGAAAGGGAGCUUAUGAAGGACGUUGAAGGAUGGAAAGUAGGAACAUAUUACGGAGAACCUAUUUAUGAAAGCAAACCUGAUGCUUUUGUUGAACCAUCCUAUCCUGAAUUUUAUGUACAUACAGAUAUUUGGGCUCAAUUGAAGAGAACAUACUUCAUUUUCUUCUCGUAAGGUGUACACUUAUGCGGGAUGUAGUAUUAUAAGUUGAUUAUAUUGAAUAAAAUAUUUACUGAA